AUGGAGGGCACCCCAAAGCGUGUUUUGGAUGCUCAAAAAAUGACUCGCAGUCUGCAAAAAGAAUCCCAAAAAAGCAUUAUAUUGGCUCACAGUCAGUUUUUUCUGCCUUCUUCUUCCUCCCGCCCGGCCACGCCUGUACACGGCCGCCCCGCGCAUGCCACGCCAGCCCCUGCCCGGCCACGCCCCGCCCCCGACCCCUGGCCACGGCCGCCCGCGCCCGCUCCGACCACCCCCGGCCACGGCUGCCCCGGCCUCGUGCACGGCCGCCUCGUGCCGGCCAUGCCGCCCCCGCCCGGCCAUGGCCCCGGCCACCCCCGGCCACCGCAGCCCGUGCCCGCCGGUUGCUUGGCCGCCACGCCCGCAGCUGCCUGCGCUCGUCGGCUGCUCGCCCGCCCACGCCCCGCUGCCGCCCGCGCCUAG
Messenger RNA from Lolium perenne, 420 nucleotides. NCBI's taxonomy places the organism in Eukaryota, Viridiplantae, Streptophyta, Magnoliopsida, Poales, Poaceae. The record is from RefSeq and is a predicted model, not a curated record.